AUGGCUGGAAUAGGUCUUGUAGCACCUAACCCAUUCCUAGCAACCCCAGGAGAACCUCCUGUGCCUUGGUCACGAUGGAUUUUGAGCUUCAAAACGUAUUUGACUGCAAGCGGGUUGGACACAGCGGAGAUACCCGACCUCCGCCGCCGCGCAAUCCUGAUCCACUGUUUGGGCGCAGAGGGGCAGCGGAUCUUCGGACAGCUGGAAGUGUCUACUACCGGUACGUACGAUAAAGCUGUUGAUGAACUUGAGAAAUAUUUUGGGCCAAAAACAAGUGUGAUGAUUGAACGAUAUCGUUUCCGACAGAGAGUACAAGGUCAUGGGGAGCCAGUAAAACAAUAUGUGGCAGCCAUAACCGAACUGGCAUCCAAGUGCAAGUUUGGCACCUUAAACGAUGAACUGGUUAGAGAUCAACUAAUCGAAAAGACGUCUAUUCCCCGUAUUAGAGAACGUCUGUUAAUGGAGGAUGACGGUCUGACACUUAAGAAGGCGCUCGAUCUAGCGAUCCAGAUCGAAGCCGCAAUGCUGGACGCCAAGCUCCUCAAACAACACGAUGUGACUGUGAGUGCCAGUACAGGACAUAGUCAUACUGCACAUCAGGCAACUCCAGUACAGAACAUCAAACGACCAUAUCAUAACAAAGCCCACUCUAACCAUGCUAACUCGAAGUCGUGUUCGAACUGCGGACGGACACACCCUCCGAAAGCGUGUCCAGCGUUUGGAAAACGUUGCAAUUCGUGCUCGAAGAUGCACCAUUUCUCUAGCGUAUGCAGAUCUACCAAGAAAAGUGCAUCUUCAGUUCGACACGUUGAUGAACCAAUAGAGGGCGACAUAGCAAGCAGCGUGUUCACACUCUCAGACCGGAUCUCUUCAGCACAUUCAGGUCAGUUCAAAGAAUGUGAAGUGCAGAUUGCUGGUACUAACCUCUCUUUGAUGAUUGAUGUGGGGGCCAAAGUGUCAAUUCUUAGUGAUAAACUGUAUCAUCGACAUUUCUCACAUUGUAGCCUGUCAUCGACAUCGAGCAAGCUCAUAGCAUAUGGUGAACCACCUACACUGAUUUCCGUUCUGGGCAUGGUUGAGCUUCCUGUCGGGUACAAGGAUGUACAUCUCGACAGCUUUACGUUCUACAUAGCGAAGGGCGAGAGCCUUAUGGGAGUCAAUCUGUUCGACGCCCUAGGAUUUCAGAUGAACGACCACACUGGUGAACGCAUUCGGCUCGUAGACAAUGCGUAUAGAGAACGCUAUGCUGCACUUUUCAACGAGUUUGGUAAAUGCAAAGGAUAUUGCCAUGCACCAAGGGUGGAUUCCUCAGUCCCACCUACUGCACAGAGUCUCCGUCGACUUCCGUUAGCUGUCAGGGAUGAAGUCUCAAAGGAACUUCAUAGGCUUGAAUCCGAUGGCAUCAUUGAGCGCAUCGAUUCAUCCCUGUGGGUGUCUAAUCUGGUCAUCGCACGCCGUAAGAAUGGAGAUCUUAGACUUUGUGUAGAUUUGAGGGCAGUCAACAAGGCAAUCAUUCCGGAUAAGUAUCCACUUCCUACUAUGAAUGAACUUUCAGCUUCAUUCCACGGAGCUAAAGUUUUCUCUAAACUAGACAUGAGACGUAGCUAUCUCCAGGUUCCGCUAGCAGAGCAGAGCCGCCAUCUCACUGCAUUCAACACACACAUAGGCAUGUUUCAGUAUCGCCGUAUGCCCUAUGGACUGAACUCAGCACCUAGCGCAUUCCAGAAAAUCGUUUCUUCAGUUCUAGCUGGAAUCGAGGGCACGUUGAAUCUCCUUGAUGAUGUGGUAGUCUUCGGAGAGGACAAGGCUCAGCACGAUCAACGAUUAGCAGAAGUCAUGACGCGCCUCGCCAAGCAUAACUUGACGCUCAACGAGGCCAAGUGCACGUUCGCUGCUUCGGACAUUGAUUUUCUGGGAUAUCAUGUCACUGCAGAUGGUCUGACGCCUACACUCGACAACGUUGCAGCUAUCCGAACACUCCCAGCCCCAACGAAUGUGAAGGAGCUAGCCUCAUUCUUGGGAACAACGAACUUCUACCGCAAAUUUGUGCCACAAUACGCAGAAAUCGCAGAACCUCUGCAGAAGCUUCUCCGGAAGGACGCGCUUUGGGAAUGGCACAACGCACAAGAGACCGCAUUCAACACGCUCAAAGGAAGAAUCGCAGAGCCGCCAGUUCUCGCUCACUUCACUCCAAGCGCUGAAACGUACGUGACUACAGACGCAUCAGCGUUCGCUAUCGGAGCACAACGCCUCACAACUCGCUACACAACUCGCCUCACAACUCGCUACAACCCUCAAAGCAAUGGCGGCGUAGAGCGUUUCAACCGGGUAAUCAAGGAGAGCUUGAAAGCGAAUCUCGCAGAUGGAAUGACCUUCGAUAAGGCCAUCCAGACCCUACUACGCACGUAUCGCUCAACACCUCAUUCGCUAACCGGAAAGACUCCAGCAGAGUUGAUGUUGGGACGGAACCUCCGUAUGCCAUUCAACAUCCUGAAACCACCGGUUUCAGAGCCUGCAAGCACACAGGCUGAAGCGAGAGAGAUUGAGAGGAAACAGCAAAGCAUGAAAGCGUACACUGACAAACGCAGACGAGCAAUCACACCGAAAUUCGCUAUCGGUGACUGGGUUCGUGUAAAGCGUCCAAAUCGCAAGCACAAGCUAGCUUCGGGGGUAUCGAAACCCAAACAGAUCGUGAAGAAGCUCGGCUCGAAUGCAUUUGUACUAGAUGACGGAACGCGAUGGAACACCAGACGCCUUAUCGCGAGCAAGCCAGGCAACAUGAAUGAAAGCGAUUGGGAAGACACCUUUCCAUUCCCUACAAGCACUGAAGAUCAAGAGCAACAGCGAGCAGAACCGCGAACUGUUCGUCGUUCUCAGCGUCUAAGGAGACGACCUGGAUAUCUACGAGAUUACAGAUCUUAA
This is a messenger RNA of Strongylocentrotus purpuratus (purple sea urchin), 2922 nucleotides long. RefSeq lists its product as uncharacterized. The record is from RefSeq and is a predicted model, not a curated record. The transcript has a single exon. Gene Ontology annotation, biological process: DNA integration. Gene Ontology annotation, molecular function: nucleic acid binding. Lineage: Eukaryota; Metazoa; Echinodermata; Echinoidea; Camarodonta; Strongylocentrotidae. Bases 1 to 2922 code for a protein of 973 amino acids.